CAAUUUAUCAAACAGUUCCGUUCCGUACACGUUUUUGACUGGUUUGCAUAUCGGCGCGAAAAGCUGGGAUUGUUAUCGGAUGCGUUCGGUUUCAACGUUUGUCAUCAGCAUCGACAUUGGCGUUUUUGGAUUGAGUUACGUUGACCUGCGAUCAAGAAGUGAUUGAUCGCGGUCAUUACAGAGGAAAGCUUUAAUCAUCAUGAAGAUCAUAAUCGCAUUGGCAUAUCCGGUGUUUGUGUUGUUUAGCAUUCCGGAAGUGAACGGGAAAGAUGAGGAUUUCAACAUUGAUGUGAAGCAGAAGAAUGCCGAAGUGUAUCACGAACAAAGUUCCAAGAACAACGAAUUCAACUAUGGGUAUCAGGUGGAGAAAGAAAAUAGCCAAUUUCAGCACAAGGUGAAAGGCCCGGAUGAUGUCACUUACGGCUGCUAUGGCUAUAUAGAUCCCAAUAACGAGAAACAUUUGGUGUAUUAUGUAGCUGAUCGGUUAGGAUACCGAUUAGUUCCACCCAAUCAGCCAACGAAGAUUUUUACCGAAAGAGUUGCCAGCAGCAUAAAUAAAUUGAAUAAAGACUUGAAGGACAAGAAGCUGGAUGAAAAAGUGGUAGCAUGGAAUGAUCUUUAUCUCCCCGAUUCUUGUCGGCGACUUGAUGAGAUUCUGACAAUUACAACGGCCGCUCCUCAAGCCGGUCAUGGCAAUGGAAAUGCGGGAAAAGAUAUCAAAAUUUAUGUAAAUACAAACUCAAAAACUACCACGAGAGCACCACUUGUGAUCACCACACCAGUAAGCAGCAAUUUUAAGAGUACAAGGGCAUCAUUACACGUAGAUACUACAACGGAGUUCCCUUAUAAGAAACCAUCUACGACUAGGAAACCUUUUGUUUCAAAUGAGAAUUCCAAAACCGAUGAGUCUUUAUCAGAUCAGUUGGAUAAAUUAUAUAAUGCGGCUUUCCCAAACAACACUUCAUCGCCAUAUGCAGGAGACACGUUUGACCCAGUCUAUGUUGCGCCUAUUAGCCAGCCAACUAUUAGUACUAUUGCUCCAGAAACAACGGGCUACACAUACCCCGUUCCAAAAAAUCCCCUUCAAGAUUGUCAGCUACAAAGCAAUCCGCUAAUUGGUCAAUACAAUGGAUACGUGUAUCCAUUGAACAGCGAAUGCAGUUCUACCGAAUACAACGUGCGCCAGCUGAUGAUUCAGAUGGAGUCACUAAACCAACAAGUUUUGGAAUUAACCGCCAACCUACGUGCCCUGCAGCAAGACAACUCAAGCUCUCCGGACUGCCAUCAGUGGCUCUCUCGUCAGCAAUUUCCACUGUUGAUAUACGUUCCAAUCUUGCUACCCUAUCUUGGGAAUGGAUUUGAUAGUGCAAGCCACCAGCAAAGCUUAAAAAAUCCCGCGAGCUAUUCUUUCCAAAAGAUGUGUGAAGAAUGUAUCAGCAAAUAACAAAUUACUUGACAUAGACCUCGGGUCGGAACUGAUCCGAUGACAAUAAACAACAAUUCAAGUGGCUGUUGAGCAGUUUCGUGUGUGUACCUAUGCUUAUUGAUGAUGAAUUUCUCGAUUUGGUGUUAAUGACCUUGUCUGCAGGGGGUUACGAUCGAUUAUGAGAAAACAUCAGACAGAGAGAUGAUCGUUGACCGUGGUUAUUUGGCAUGCUAUGGAUAGAUAGAAGUGUUAAUUUGAUAUUUGGCGAUGUAGAUUAAGUUCUGAGUACACGACGAUGAUCGUGAACUGUUGUGUUUUGAAAUGCCAAAAGGAAGCGGAAGUUGUUGUAUAUAAUAAAUGUUUUGAAUCUAAUUACUACAGAGGCAUACAAAAAAUAAACAAUGAAGAAGAUGUACCGAUCACUCUUAGUACAAACACUCUUGGAUACUGAGAUAGUCCCGUGAAAUCUUGUCAACAAUAAAACAAAUAGCAGUACUAUUGUA
Molecule: messenger RNA, 1929 nt
Organism: Aedes aegypti (yellow fever mosquito)
Lineage: Eukaryota; Metazoa; Arthropoda; Insecta; Diptera; Culicidae
Exons: 4
Coding region: 200-1444 (414 amino acids)
Source: RefSeq, a predicted model, not a curated record